Galendromus occidentalis (western predatory mite) is the source of this 1167-nucleotide messenger RNA. RefSeq lists its product as uncharacterized. The transcript is spliced from 9 exons. NCBI's taxonomy places the organism in Eukaryota, Metazoa, Arthropoda, Arachnida, Mesostigmata, Phytoseiidae. The coding region runs from base 177 to 1139 and encodes 320 amino acids. The record is from RefSeq and is a predicted model, not a curated record.
CGAAGGAGACAGUGUGCCAGAGCUGCGGAGAGAAGUGACAAUGCUCUAGCGGAGAAGCGUUUGAGCACCCAGCUUCUGCGUGAGCGGGGGUAGCGCCACCGAAUUACACAAGGAAACGGGCACACGAAAAUGUGCACCAAUCACGCAUCGUGCCGACACUGAGUGAACUCAAUCUGAUGAAACCCAACCUGAACACGUCGAAGAUGUUUUCCGUGCUCGAUAAAAGAAAGCCGUCGACGCCCAGCCCAGCCAUGACGGAUCCUCCGCCGAAAAGGAGAUCUUCGGGAUUUUUGCGCUCGUUGAUGUAUGAUUCGAAAGACGCUCUCUUCGCGCCGUUCCACCCGUCCAGACGGAAAAGUUCUUCGGCGAGUGAAGCUAGUUCGAAGGAAAAAGGGACUCAAACAAAAUUAACGGAUGUCUGCCAGUUCAAUGGCACCUUGGGAGGAUCAUCGGCAACGUUCUUCAGCCAGCGAUAUCCUGCCUACGCCCAGCGGAAACGGCGGAGUUCUCGAGCAAGAUCAGACCCAUCGACGAGAUCUCUCACAAAUCUCUCCACGCUCAGUGGACUGGCUCCGAACAAUCCACACAGCCGGAAUAACGUCGGAGCUCCACCGCAGAGCUUCACACUGCCGGCAAGGCUGGAGCCAUCGCUGCUCAGUCCUGACUGGCACAGCCAUAGCGUGCCUCUAAGGCGGUCGCCAAGCUCUGCCUUCUCGGCACCAUCAGGUCCAGGAGCGUUCCAGCGUCUGACUUCGACAUCGUCCUGUCCCUCUGAAGCUGAAAGGUUCUCGGUCUGGCAUUUCCUCGUAGACCCGCUCGUUGAGGAGCUCAUGAAAUAUCCCUGGGGCAAGGACUCUUUGUGGCUGAUGGCUUUCGUCGUGCUCGCCAGCUCUUUAGUCCUCGUCGGUUACGUAAUCACUACGGUCCUCCCGACCAUGCUCCUGGCAGUGGCGAUCGCAGUCAUCAAGUCGUUGAUAUUCAAUCACCAAGAAACUGUAGCACACCUCAAGCAAUUGACCCAGUCGGCGCGCUCGUCUGUUUUCACCCAAGAAUUUAUGGAUUCUCUGAGAUCGUCUUCUCUCGAAGCCGUGAAUCGAAUGCUCCAGCUCGUCUUACCCCCAGCCCUUCCGAAAACGUGACGAAAGCCGUCCGACAAGGAGAUAUUCA